GUAUCCGUCGUCUUCCUCUGCAACUCUUCAAUCCGGCUACCGGUGACCGGCGACCAUCAAUGAUUCUUUAUCGCUCUGCUUCGGUACUCCAUUUAUACAGAAUACCAUCCACAUCCAAGCUUCUCUCUCAAUUCAAGCAUUCCUACUCAUUUUUCUCUAGUUCUUCACCGUCUCUUCGAGUCCCUGUGAUCUGGAUCAAUCAGUCAAGCGAAAGGGUAACCAGGAGGUUCAGUACCAGUGCUGCAGCAGCUACCGUUUUGCCUGAUAAAAAGGGAGGCGAGACCUUCUUUGCGGACGAGGGUACAUCGUGGGGGUCUCUGGGUUUAUCUGAUCGGGUCUCUCAAGCUCUCUCUGCAGCGGGUUUCGAGAGACCGUCCCUGGUUCAGGCUGCUUGCAUACCAACUAUACUAUCAGGAAAGGAUGUGGUGGUCGCAGCAGAGACUGGUAGUGGUAAAACACAUAGCUAUCUAGUUCCUUUGAUUAAUAAGCUAUGUGAUGCUUCAGAUGAGCCUAGUAUUAGUCUACCUGAGCAAGCAAGGGGUUCUCCGCACAGGCUUGGACUUGUUCUUUGCCCAAAUGUAUUGCUAUGUGAACAAGUGGUUCGAAUGGCUAAUGGUCUUUAUGGUGAGAAUGGUGAGCCACUUGUUAGAGUUGCAGCUGCCUGUGGUCGACAGGGAUGGCCAUCUAAAGAACCACACAUUAUUGUAUCAACUCCAGCUGCUUUGCUGAACAACAUAGAUCCCAGAAAACACCAGCGUCUGGAUUUUAUUCGUGGUGUAAAGUAUGUGGUGUUUGAUGAAGCAGAUAUGCUUCUCUGUGGAAGCUUCCAAAAUCAAGUUAUUCGUCUAAUAAACAUGCUCCGUUUUGAUGAAAAGUCGUCGUCUCGAAUGAAUGAAUCUGGACCUGAUAACCCUGUGGAAAUGAAUCCUGAAGCUUUGUCACACUUUGAUUCGGAGGAUAAUGAAGACAUCCAAAAUGAAUUUGUCUUGGAAGGGGAGGAAGGUUUGGAGGAUGAUGUUGACACUGAGGACUUGAUGGAAGGAACUAAGGCUGGGUCUGCCAAGAAAAAAGACUGGAGGAGAGUAAGAAAACCUUAUGCACGCAGUAAGCAGUACAUUUUUAAAGGUGGAAUCUUUGUUUGCACUGAUGCUGCUGCUCGUGGUGUUGACAUUCCAAAUGUUUCACACAUUAUCCAGGCAGACUUUGCCACUUCUGCUGUAGAUUUUUUGCAUAGGGUUGGUCGCACGGCACGAGCUGGUCAUUAUGGACUUGUCACUAGCCUUUACACUGAAUCCAACCGGGAUCUUGUCAAUGCCAUCCGUAGAGCUGGAAAACUGGGUCAGCCAGUGGAAACAGCAUUUAGCAGAAAAAGAAGUUUCCGGAACAAGCUUAAGAAGAGAGGUUCUAGCAAAGUUGGAGACUCGGCUGUGGAAUUGACACAAGUGUAAUCAGAAACUUGGGAUGUAAAGAAGCAUCCAUAACGUUUGAUCUUUUAUGUUACUGUUGAUUUUAUAAAUGUAUUUGAAUUUA
This is a messenger RNA of Rubroshorea leprosula, 1530 nucleotides long. Lineage: Eukaryota; Viridiplantae; Streptophyta; Magnoliopsida; Malvales; Dipterocarpaceae. The record is from the annotation of a GenBank genome assembly.